Messenger RNA from Mytilus californianus (California mussel), 4020 nucleotides. RefSeq names its product homeobox protein Hox-D11a-like. Gene Ontology annotation, biological process: regulation of transcription by RNA polymerase II. The record is from RefSeq and is a predicted model, not a curated record. The transcript is spliced from 2 exons. Gene Ontology annotation, cellular component: nucleus. NCBI's taxonomy places the organism in Eukaryota, Metazoa, Mollusca, Bivalvia, Mytilida, Mytilidae. Gene Ontology annotation, molecular function: DNA-binding transcription factor activity, RNA polymerase II-specific; RNA polymerase II cis-regulatory region sequence-specific DNA binding. The coding region runs from base 231 to 986 and encodes 251 amino acids.
GCUAUCGAUGUGUAGUAUUAUUUUAAUAGGCACUGUCGCAAAAACAGAACUGGAUACUUAAUAAGAUAGAAUACUUGUCAACGCCAUAAACAUCUCAACUGAUGAAAUAGUAUACCUUAAGACAUACCGUAGAGUAACGUUGAUGAAAUUGUUUUGUGUAUCUUAUAUUAGAACGAGUUAUUAACUGAGAAAUAAGUGAGUUUAAGAAAACAGCAAAGAAACAUUUCUGGAUGGCGGCUAUGAAUCCGUAUGCCUUUCGUGGGUGGCAUAUACCCUCGUAUGCCGAUGGUGCUAACUGUGAUAGAAACUAUCCUCACAUGUAUGGAACUUGGCCCCAUUCGGGGUAUUUCACACCUGGAUCAGUGUAUUCCUUGCCCUCGGAAACAGCAAAGCAGCAUGCAAAUACAGACUGGAAACUGUGUACCCCAACGACAUCUGAAGGUAUGUCCCCAAGGGAUAAUAAUUCAUUAAUGAAAACCGGAUAUGAGAAUUUACUAUAUAAAAGUUCAAAUAUUCGAGGGGACAAUGACACCCCAAGGGACGAUUCUCAAAGAAGCUGCUGUGCCAUAUCUUGCAGUUGUAGCAGUCAUCAACGACUAAAUGUAUUAGAUAAUUCAUGGAGGGGGCCCGAUGCUUUAGACCUCAAUAAAGCUACUUCAAUGUCAGCUUACUCAACUUUCUGCCAAAGAGACAUGCAACAGAUUCAUCUUCCAUCAACCACACUUGCUCCCACCACAGUUACGUUACGGAAGCGACGGCGGCCAUAUUCAAAAUUUCAAAUAGCAGAACUUGAAAGGGAGUAUAACAACUCCACAUAUAUUUCAAAGUCUCGCAGAUGGGAACUUUCACAGCUCAUAAACUUGUCUGAACGACAAAUCAAAAUAUGGUUUCAAAACAGGCGUAUUAAAGCAAAGAAAGUUGUAAAAAGGGACGAUACACCGACAAAAUCUCAGGUACCGUGUAUGCCUCAGUCUAUAAAUCAGUGAUUUGAAGUAUUGUAUUGAGUAUUGUCCAAUGAAAUGGUUGCUUACAUCAGGACAAGCACUUAAAAGGAUAAACCAAUCAUCUUCUUUCAGAGGAGGACAUAGGCAGUAAUGCAAGUGAAACUGGACGCCUCAAGUGGUGCAUUAUUAUUGUGUAAUAUUAGUUGUCUCAAUUAUAUGGUCCCAUUAUUGUUUUGGUGUUAUAUUUUUAUGUUUUAUAUUUUUUCUGGUAAUGAGAUUACCAUGACUAUAAUCAAAUUUGAAAAUCCUUUGUAUUUAUGUAAAUAGACCGACCACAUGCAGUUGCACAUUUUUUCUUGUGUUAUUAUUUCAAACUCUGAAAUGUAUGGAAUUGUUUAUUUGAUUCUUACUGAACUAUUUACAUAGGAUUUUCUCAUUUGGUAAAUUUGCAUAAUUUGUCGCAUUUGCAAUAUAUAAAGGUGUCAUUACGGGGAUUUAGUAAAAGAGAUUUUAGAGGAAGUAAACUGCACUUUUAGAAAUUCUUCGAGAUGCCAAUGUCUUGCCAAUAUAUAAACAUAUAUACUUCCAACCGAAUAUAAUUGUAUAAUUUACAUGUAUGUCCAAACGAUAUUCUUUUUCUAUUUACCUCAAUCGAUGACUGACUGUUUCCGCGGACAAUAUGCUAUAAGUAUGAUAAUUUUAUUUUAAAGAUAUAUCUUCUUUUAGAUAAAAUGAAAAUUACCUUCAAGAUAUUUUAUGUUUAUUUUCGACUGUGAAAAAGUCCUAAAAAAUAAUAGUGAUGCUUGUUUAACAAGAAAUUAAUAACAUAUUCUAGAAAAAUCGCCUUUAAUUUGCCUAGACAACUGAAGCAAAUUAUUAUUUAACAAUUUUAAAACUAAACGUAUGAAAACAGUUGAUUAGUAUUUUACAAAAUUGUGUUGGUAUAGCCUCGCAAACUAAACCGGAAGCACAGCCAGAAGUUAUGCAAUGAAUUUCUUUUUAUAUCUAAGUAUGCGACUACGCCGCGAAAUAGCCUUUUACGCUAAAGCGGCGUCAAUCAUACAAUCUUGACAAGCUGAUGUAAUUCGUGCAUUUUGGAUGAUGCGUUUUGCUGAUGAUAAUUUUAAGGCCACGAUUCCAUGCUUAAAAUUUGAAAUAACACAAGCCCAAAGGGUCAAUUCAGAAAAAUACUAUUGUUUUUCGAGAGUCGUUGUUUUUUACCGUUUUAGUUUGGUUUCAAGGACACUGUGACUGAACCAUAUAUUGUUUUAGGAAGAUUGAAGUUAAACUUCUGAUUUGGUGUAAGCACCGCCAAGAGUAUAAAACAAAUACUUUCAAUCAAAGCAGUUUCAACCAACCUUACUUUAAAUAAAAAUGAUACCAAGGAGAGAUAAUGAAUUAUAUCCUUAUAAGCUUUUUAAAUAUUUAAAUUAUCUCCCCAUAAAUUAGUUUUUAUCAUGUAUCGGACGUUGACAAAUUACAUAACUUACCUAAAAUUACAUUAACUAAUAUAUAGUUCUCUUUUUUUUGGUGCACAUUUUGUUAACUGUUAAAUACAGGUAAAUGAUAUUGUUUCUUGAUUAUUUUUAUUUUUUUGGUUCUUUGUACGUAUGGUGUUAAAAACUUCGGUGUUCAUGACAACAUAACAUGUGGACAUUUACAUGAAACUAAAAGGUGUAUUGUAUCAUAGGUUAUCAAUAGUCUUUUUAUACUUCUUGGUAUUAUUUUAUACUUCUUGGUAUUAUUUUUUUAUGAUUUGUAUAUGAAACAUGAUGUAUCAAAUUUAUACAUUUGGGACAAUUUUCGUUUCAUCAAAAUAAGAGAACCACCUCAAUGAUAAAUAGCAAUCGGAUAUGUAAUCGAUAACAUCGAAAGAAAAAAAAACUUUAUGGUAUAUCAUCACGCCACACGUGAAAAUUCAUUUAAUGCUAAGUUUUUUCAUUUGAAAAACAAUUUAUUGCUACAUAUUUUGUUUUAUUUUUCUCUUCAGGGGCGAAGGUUCCAACGUUUCUAGACAAUUCGAUUUGACUGUUUGAUAUAGAAAUAUAAGUUGUCAGAUUUACAUACGAUAUUUACACUUUGGUGAUUUUUAUAUUAUGGCGGACGUACAUGUCACAGACAAAUGCGAUAUACUGUUAACUCUUCAAAGAUGAUCAAAUCUAGAAAGAUAGGAAAUCUAAAUUAACUCCCGCUUCAUAGAUAUAUAUUGUGUUUCCUGGUUUCUGUUUUAAAUACCUAACAACAGUUUAUGACUUACUCUUGAAAUGACUUACUGGACCUCAGUUUUACAAUAUAUAUUUGAUUGAACUUGUAUCACUUCAGACGUUUUAAGCCCUAAUCAAACUAAUAGCGAUGAUUUUUUUUUUACUCUUUUAAGUUUUUAAAUAGCACUCUAGUAAAUUUUUACCUGUAACUGAAUAAAUCAGAAAAGUUUGAUAAUUUUGAGUUUUAUUACUUCAAAUACAUUAUCUAAAUUGAAUAUAUCAUUUUUAUUACAUUUAUUUAUUUUUUUAUGUAUAUAUUUGACAAUAAUUAUAUGAAAGAGGUUGUCUUUGGAUAAUUUGUUCAGGAAUUCGCAAUGAACAAAAGAGUUUAAGAGGGGGAAAAUCAUUUCGUUUUGAGUGCGGUAAGCAAUAAACCGCUUAUCGUAUAUGCUGUACAAUGGACAUGACUUUAAAAAGUGAAUGAUGCACUAUUCUGGAUUUUUGUCAGACUUCAAUUUUAAUUCCAAUUUACAAUUUCGUUGGACGAUAACAUCGUUCGUACACAGAGAACUGUUCCAUCAUUGGCUUAAAUACAUUUCUUUGGAAGGUUUGAACUAUCAAAAUAUCUUAUUUUUUUACUUUUGGAAGUACUUAUAAUCUACCAGAUUAUGAAAAAAUAAAAUAAAUAUAUGUCAAUUCAAAUUAACGAUUUGUAUAUGGAUAAUGCAUAUAUAAUUAAUGUUUGUAAGUUUAUUCGUUAGUUUGUGUUUAGUCUGUAAUUUAAGCCAAAGCUCUUUUAUCGACGAAUUUCUGCAAAUGCGAUUUACUAAGUAAUGAAAGUAGAUAUGUAAUAAAAUUUUAUAGAUGUUUAA